Molecule: messenger RNA, 5074 nt
Organism: Boeremia exigua
Lineage: Eukaryota; Fungi; Ascomycota; Dothideomycetes; Pleosporales; Didymellaceae
Exons: 9
Coding region: 1-5049 (1682 amino acids)
Source: RefSeq, a predicted model, not a curated record
AUGUUUACCGAGAAUGCGAUGAGAGAAGACGCUGUAAAAAUGAAACGAGGCUGUGCGUUAUGCCUGUUGGGUUUGCAACAGAAUCUCAUCCACAAUCACUAUCCCCAUUCUUGUGCCGGUCAUAAAAUGGAAGGUCAAGCUCCUGGCGAGUUUGGCAGGCUAUACGAUGUCUACAAAGAGCUCGGAACGCGUGAGCCUUCCACUUUGGAGCAAGCACGAGCCGUCAUCGAGUACAUACGGGCAGAAAAAGGGUAUCUAGAUGAGGAUGCCUUGCGAGAACUUGACACAAUUUCCCCAAGAAUCCGAGAGCAAGUCCUCAGGAUCGUGCAGCUCAAACAAGAAUAUGAGGCGGGAUACACCACAAGUAUCUCGGAGCAACUGUACACGUCUAAGUACCGCUUCUUAUACGAAUUAGUCCAGAACGCGGACGAUUCCUCAUACCGUACGGCAGCGCAGCGUGGAGUAGCGCCAUACCUGCGACUCGACAUUACUCCAGACAUGAUCAUCGUUGAAACAAACGAAGAUGGCUUUACAAGGGCUAAUGUAGAGGCCAUUUGUGCGACUGGAAAGAGCUCAAAGAAAGCCUCUCAGCACGAUGAUCACAUUGGCGAAAAAGGCUUCGGCUUCAAAGCGGUCUUUUCUAUAGCUGAAGAAGUUCACAUCCAGUCUGGGCUUUGGUCUUUUGGAUUCAAGCAUUGCAAAGGACAGCGCGGAUUGGGCAUGGUCACCCCUUUAGACUUUCCGCCAGAGGUUUUGUCCGGAGACACAACGACGAGAAUAACGCUGCGAUACUCCAGCCAAGCGAAAAGCCAGUAUCCAACAUUGAUUAAGGCGGUUAAGGAUCUACCCGAUGCCAUGAUCAUGUUUCUCCAACGACUUCAAACAUUGUACAUCGCCGUUACAACCAACGGCCAAUGCAAGAAAUCGUCCACAAGCAGAGAAUAUGACUCAUCAAAGUCACGAUGCACCAUCACUCAAGGCAACGGAAGGAGCUACGCAAAGGACGUGAAAACAUGGACAUAUUUGCUAUUCAGUCAGACUGAAAGAAAUCUACCAGCAGAUGAGCGUCGCAAGGACCGCACAGAAGCAAAGAUCGAGCUCGCCUUUCCUAUAGAUCCACUCACGAAAAAACCCAAAGUUUCGGAUAUGGGUCAGCAUGUCUUUGCAUACCUUCCGUUGCAGAGACUGUCACGAAUACAGUUCAUCAUCCAAGCAGACUUUAUUACAGCGGCAAACCGAGAGAAUGUGGCCGACUGUCCUUGGAACGAUGCAAUCUACGAGGGCGUCGCGAAACUCUUUGUGAGCGCAGUCACCGGAACUUUUGCGCAGCCGGACCAACCAAUGCAGUACUCCUGGCUUGACUACCUACCUAUGCAACCGAUGGACCAUCCAUGGAAACAGCUGACUUCUACAAUCCAGAAGUCAAUCACAAACUCACUCAGCAUCCAGCCCGUCAUUCAGUCUCGAGAGCGGAGACAAUUCAAGGAGCCUCAUCAUUUCCGACAUUUGGUUGAUGCCGCAAUGCACAAUGAUGAACCUCUUCUCCCCGACCUGGCAGAUGAGAUAUACAUGGCCGAUGGAUACAAUACUCGACACAGAACAUGCCUCACUGCAUUGGGCGUCACUAACAUGAGUUGGUCAGAUAUCUUUCGGCUGUUGAGAGCUGACAUUGUGAGACCUUCAUCGAGACUCAAGAGUAAGCCAUCAACGGACCCGUGGCAUGAGACCUUGUCUGAUCUACUGGUAAAACUCUCCGCGAACCGCUCUCUAUCUCACUUACAGAAGCAUAUCAAGCCACUGGCGCUACUUCCGUUGUCAGACUCACGCUCGUGGACUGGUGCUCCUGGAGUGAGCGUGGGUGGCCCCCGGAAUAUCUAUUUUGCGUACGUUGGUGAAACGCCAAUACCGAAGUCAUUGCCAUUGAGUGUUCUUGACACAGUCGCGUCCAUCAAUCCGAAGCGUAGAGCCUUUGCUGAGGCAAUGGGAGUCGAGGAUUGCCCAAAAGCCAUCGUGUUUGCAGAAAUCCGGAAGCGACAUUGCGAGACUCUGUUCCCCAUAAUCGAAAAUGAUCAGUUUACAUUCCUGUACCAUCAGCAAUGCAACGUCAGCGACAUCAAGGAUUGGGUGAAAGUGCCUUUGACAGCGGGUGGUUCAGCGAGAGCCAAGGAUACCAAUCUGUAUUUCGCUUCAGAUGGAGAGUUCGACAUGUUUAUGCUUCUUCCAAAGCAGAAUGAGACGGCAAAGUUCAUGGCAUCAUCUCUUCUCAAUGCGCAGCCACCAAGUAUAUCGGUUAACAACGAGGACUGGAAAACAUGGCUCGCUCGUGCGACAGGCGCAAGGUCUUUUCCGCCGCUAUUGGAUAGGGAGACUAUGAAUCUAUCGCCAGAAGUUAGAGAUGUCGCAAAACACAAUCCACGACAGUUUUUGGGGAUGCUCAAGGCCCAUUGGAACGAGUAUCAAGAGGAUUCAUGUGUCGUCGAAGAAGAGUUGAGGAAUUGUAAAGUGCACUGCAGGUCCGGCAAUUUAGUCGGACUACACACCACAUACCUACCGACAAAAGUGGUCAUUGAGACAAUUAACAAUCUAGGUAUUCCUGAAAGUAUUAUGCCUCUGCUCAGCGUAUCUGAUAGCACACUGGACGACCUCGCCUACCGGUCUUGGAGGUUCCUGGAGGAUUUUGGCGUCGGUUCAAAGCCAGACAUGAAUUUUUAUGUGCUAGCCUUACGAGCGGUUGCUUCAGGUCCUUCUGAGGCUGACUCCGAUGAUGUUACGCAUAUCUACACGUGCAUAGCUGAAAUGGCUACAGUACAGAAUCACAAGAGACUUCGCGAAGUCUUCGACGACACUGACUGUCCAACAAUGUGGGAUAAGCAUUGCAGCUCAUGGACAACCCGCAGAAGAUGUAUGACAGAUGGUCCAGACUUUAUCACCUCCAAAUCCGUCUUGUAUCGCUCGUAUGGAGAUAGCAGCCUCUUGCGUGGGUUUUUCACGGCAGUGCUUGGCAUUAUGCCGUGGACGGUGCAAGAUGUCAUUGGAGAGCUCGAAAUGCGACAGGCUCGUCCACAUACCUCCAAGAUGAUCGCAGAGUCCAGAAACAUCUACGAAUUCAUGCUCGAAAAAGUUGGCAGUGAUACUGAGUGGGAAAUGAUUCGCACCGCAUUUUCUGAGAAAAAGCUUGUGCUCGGCGAAAAUGGCAAUUGGCACGCAUUGCGCACCUGUCUCUGGAGAAGCCCUUUCGCGCUUGAUGGUUUCCAGGAUCUCUCAACGAUGUAUCCCAAUCUGGAAGCAUUGUUUGUUCGCAGACUGGGCGUCAAGAAAGCUAGCCCAAGCAUGCUUAUCAAUGAGGUCAAGCGUAUGGCAGAAGAGUCGGAACCGCGCGUUGAAGAUAUCCACGCUCGCCUGGUUGAAAUUGGCAUGAUGCUUACUAAGAUACCGAUGGAUGAUAGUAUGUCUCGUGCCCUGAAAAACCUCCAGACAGUUCCCUUCUUACCGAAGAAGCAGAGUGGAAGUCCUUCGGUGCUGGUAGGGGCGAAAGCGGAUUUCGUUAUUUCCGAUCAUGCACGAUACGGUGAGGCAUUCGCCACUGAGGAUAUCUUGCUUGAUUUCCAAGUACAUGAGGCACAGAUCAUGCAUACCAUGUUUCGACACUUGGGACUGACGCACCGGUACCUCUCGACAGCAGUCAAAGAGGUAUCAGUAGUUGGGGAUGGUGCGAUCGAAAACGAAGAGCUGUCAAAACAGUUGCAGUCGAAAGCAUACGGCUUGUACUGUUGUGCUGCAAAGUAUAAGAGCUGUGAGGCCCUGCAAGGACAACACUUACUCUAUGCACAACUGUCUGCACUGGUUGUUUCCACCUACAGCUAUAUAUCAACCAACCUGGUUAUAUCCAUACUAUCUGAGUCGAUCAGCGUCCCAAGCGAAAGGUCAUUCAUCCACCAUAAAGUUCUUGACGAGAAGAUCACAAUAUACGUGCCGAACGAUCAACGCGAACGCCGCUCUUGCUAUCGAUCGCAGUUACCAAAAUUGCUGGCAAGUAUAUUGGGCGUUAGUGGAGCUGCUACUUUCGACAUAUCUGGUAUCGUCUCAGCUAGCCAGCGAGAUCUUGACGAUGUUCUCGAGGAGCAGGACAUUCCGGAGGUUGAGUGGAUUCCAAAGCCAGCCUUUGACAUACUGGAAGAACUGGAGGAGGUUGAGCGACCGGGCACUCCUAAUAUUGCAUUAGUUGAUGUUCGCGAAACGCGAGCUCCGCCGGUCCCAAUGGGCGUCAUUACACCCGAUACAUCGCCUUCACGCCAGAUAUAUGCACGAUUGGAUGCUAGUCUGCCUGCAAUUGCUCCUAACGUGAGGGUAUCAGACUUCCCCGACUUGGUCGAGCAGGUCGUUAGAGUUGCUCGAAGCGUCGGCCAUGGAUACAGGAAUCCGCUUGGUCCGGCUACUCAAGUUGGAGAUGACAGCCAACUGCUUCGUUACUUCGACCAUCUGACCACUUUUGGCAGCCGCGAGUCCGACUCUGCCCAUAAUCGAAAGAUCGGCGCUGUUGGAGAGGGCUAUGUCUAUACCCUGCUCUCAGCCCUCAAUCUCCCUAACUUCAACGAAGCCAAUUGGCCAAGCACAAUACGGAGCGAACUUGCAGGCCAUUUCGGUUUCGAGGAUCUGGCAGCAUGGCAUGGACACGAGACUUCUGAUCUCGUGUACAAGGAUCACAAUGGUGCUUUCACUCAAUAUCUACGCGAUAACUGCGUAGGCGGAUUUCCGCCUUAUAUCUUCGAAACAAGAAGUAUGCAAGCGUCGCCGAUUGAGUACUACCUUGAAGUCAAAAGUACAACAGGGCGAUGUGGAACGAGGUUCUAUAUGAGCGGCAGACAAUACGAAAGGAUGGAGAGUAUGGCUUUGGGCUUGCUCAGGCCUAGCAAUAAAGUGUAUGUGAUCUUGCGCGUGUACGAUAUGUUAACGCCGAAUGUCGGCUUAGACAUUUUCGUGGAUCCGAUCAGAUUCAAGGGCACGAAAUUGGAGUUCGAGACGGAACAGUGGUAUGUGAGUACGAAAUGAUGAUUCUUGAUGGCUCGCUCCCCAC